AUGCAGCCAAAGCAACACGGUCUAGGAGCACCUUCAACUGACGCCUACGAGUCAGCUCCAGCGGAAGAGCCUGAAGAGGUGCGCAUCCUGCGAGCGGAAGUGCAGCUGCUAAAAGGCGGACUGGCGCGCGCAAGAGAACGCGAAGCAGCCGCGCUGCACCAACUGCAAGAAGUCGCGGCCGCGGCGAACGCCAAGUUGGCAGCAGCCAAUGCUGAGGUGGCGUCGGUGCGUGCUGAGCUGUCAGCGGCGAACGCCAGAGCGAAUGCGGUGCGAAGGGAGAAAGACGCGGCGAUGAUGGCGGCAGAUAGACGGAUAGACGCUUUGCAACGGGAGCUUUCAGUGCUGAUGGAAGAGAGGGAGGAGGCGGCAGAAGUGGCCGUGGCGGGACGGGAGAGUUUAGACAGAGCGGAGGAGUAUCUUAAAGCAUUGGAUAUAGCAAAAGUUGAGGUUAAGAAGCUUAGACUUGAAAGGGAUAUUUUGAUGGAGAAGAAUAGGUUGCUGGAUGAGGAGAAGAAUAAAAGCAUCGCUUCCUCUCCCCCGCUCUCUGCUUAUGUUCACAUCCCAUUCUGUCGCCGCCGCUGUCACUAUUGCGACUUCCCUAUAGUCACAGUUGGGGCCAGGGACCCGUCUGUGCAUGAACGGCUGAUAUUGAAGAUGGAGAAAUACGUGGGUCUGGUGAUCAGGGAAAUCGAAGCCAGUCAUCCUCCUCCACCUCCUCACUCUCCUCCACCUCCUCACUCUCCUCCUCACUCUCCUCUUCGCACUAUUCACUUCGGAGGAGGUACUCCCUCCCUCCUCCCGCCGGACCUCCUCUCCAGGCUCGUCGACACUCUUCGCCGAACCUACGGCCUUGCUCCGGACGCUGAGAUCUGCUUGGAGGCCGACCCUGGCACGUUCGACGAGGCUCGGCUCCGAGCCUGGGUGGAAGGCUCGGGAGUGACGAGGCUGAGUGUGGGAUGCCAGGCGUUUGACGAAGCCCUGCUGAAGGCGUGUGGGAGAUCUCACUCUCUUGCUGACGUGUACGAUGCUGUUGAUGCGGUGAAGCGCGUGGGGCUGGAAAACUGGAGCUUGGAUUUGAUAUCAGGCCUGCCAGGCCAGACCCCCGACAGCUGGCAGCACUCCCUUUCUGAAGCCAUCCGCCUGGGCCCCAGCCACGUGUCAGUCUAUGAUUUGCAGGUGGAGCAAGGCACAGCCUUCGGCCGAUGGUAUUCCCAAGGCCAAAAGGGGGGAAUACCAUCAGCUGAUUCCCCCGGCCGCUCCCCCCUCCCUGCCGAUGAUCUUUCCGCUGACAUGUACCGGGAAGCUUCCAGGCAGCUUCGUGCGGCGGGAUAUGUUCAUUACGAGGUUAGCAACUAUGCCAAACCUGGCUUCCAGUCUCGGCACAACCGGACCUACUGGACGAAUUUUCCGUACCUGGGGUUCGGGCUUGGCGCAGCUAGCUAUGUGGCUCGGAAGAGGUUCGUUCGGCCCCGAACCUGGGAUGGGUACGGGGAGUGGGUCGGGAAGUACGAAGCUAGCAACGGGUUGAUUGAUUGGCCGGAGGAUUCCAGAGAAGAGGAGCUUCUAGAUACGGUCAUGCUCGGGCUUAGGCUCGGGGAAGGCUUGGGAAUGCCGGAGCUGGCGGGUAGGUUCGGUGCGGAGGCGGCAGCGGCGGUGGGGAAAGUGCUGCUGAAAUUUGUCGAGACGGGAUUGGUGGAAUUAGUCCAAGCAAUGCCAGAUGGAAGAAUGGAGGUUAUGGGAAGAGAGAAGACUUACUUGAGAGCACUGGAGCAGCAGUGCGAUGAGAUGGUCACUCAGGAGGAGGGUGUAGGAGGGGUGGGAGUUGGUGGUGUGAGGGAGAGUGGAGAGGGAGCGAGGGAGGGGGUGGAAGGCCCUCUCGUAGGAAGAGCGAUUGAGGGUAGAACUGGCUCUUCCCUAGCCAACGUGGGGUUCUUCUUGCUGCCGUGCUUCGUCCCGGAAUACCUCCUCUCUUAG
Molecule: messenger RNA, 1974 nt
Organism: Closterium sp. NIES-65
Lineage: Eukaryota; Viridiplantae; Streptophyta; Zygnematophyceae; Desmidiales; Closteriaceae
Source: the annotation of a GenBank genome assembly